Messenger RNA from Brienomyrus brachyistius, 4486 nucleotides. It is a transcript of the gene eif2ak3, whose product is annotated as eukaryotic translation initiation factor 2-alpha kinase 3. The transcript is spliced from 17 exons. Gene Ontology annotation, biological process: protein phosphorylation. NCBI's taxonomy places the organism in Eukaryota, Metazoa, Chordata, Actinopteri, Osteoglossiformes, Mormyridae. Bases 219 to 3410 code for a protein of 1063 amino acids. The record is from RefSeq and is a predicted model, not a curated record. Gene Ontology annotation, molecular function: protein binding; ATP binding; protein kinase activity.
UUGACAGCAAGCAGAAACAGAAUACUGCUAUGGUAUCCUGGUGGCAGUGUCUGUUUACAUGAAUACUGGGGGGAAGUACAGUAGUCAGGUACUUGAAGCCAUUCAAUGUUAUUAUAACGCUUCUACUUUAUUUUUUUGAGAAAGAAAGGGAAAGAAGCACAGAUUUCACCCCUCACUCGAUACGACACUUCUUCUCCACUAAUGUGCUAUUUCCACAAAUGGAAAAGGGGCUUCAGCUGGGAAACUUGAGCAUUUCUCUUGUGCUCCUGCUGCUGCUGAAAGCCCUCACGGGGACGGCUCAGAGCUCGGCCGGGAGGGGAGCCGAACCCGCCGCCGCUCUGGGGUCAGAGACGGUCGAAGAUGGUCCCGACGUCAUGGAGCGGGCUUUGGGAAGCGUCGGCGCUCCGGUGACCGGAGACGUGACCGUGGAGGAUGACGAAAACGGGCCGGCGGGGGAGGAGGACGCGGGGGAAGGCGACGAAGACGCCAGGCUGAAGAGGUCCCUGGUCAUCAUCAGCACACUGGAUGGGCGCAUCUCUGCCUUGGACCCCGAUGACCAUGGGCGUAAGCUGUGGGACCUGGACGUGGGCUCUGGGUGCUUGGUCUCCUCUAGUCUGAGCAAGCCUGAGGUGUUUGGGAAUAAGAUGAUCAUCCCGUCCCUGGACGGCGCGCUCUUCCAGUGGGACCGUGACCGUGAGAGCAUGGAGGCUGUGCCCUUUAGCGUGGAGUCGCUGCUGGAGUCGUCAUACCGCAUACGCGAGGACACGGUCCUGGUUGGUGGGAAGUCCCUCACCACAUACGGCCUGGGGGCGUACAGCGGAAAGCUGCGCUACAUCUGCUCAGCGGUGGGCUGCAGCCACUGGGACGAGGAGGCGCUGGAGCGCGAGGACGUGCUGUUGCUCCAGCGUACCCAGAAGACCGUCCGUGCCGUCCGCCCCCGCAGCGGCAGUGAAAAGUGGAACUUUAGCGUGGGACAUUUCGAGCUAAAGUUCGUUCCUGAGACGCAACCAGGUCUGAACUUCAUUGAGGGAGAGCUGCCGAGUGGGCCGGGGGCGGGGCGUGAGGGACCCCGGGAAGGUCCCCAGAUCAUUCACGAGGAGGAGGAUCCCAAGGCUGAGACUCACGAGCUGCUCAUCAAAGUGUCUGUGCCUGACUGGAAGGUCAUGGCCUUCAACAACAAGCCGGGCGGAGGGCUGGCCUGGGAGCGCCAGUUCUGCACCCCGAUCGCCUCCGCGUGGCUGGUACAGGGAGGCAGGGUCAUUCCCAUCAGUCUGUUCGAUGACACGUCCUACACCUCCCGGCCCGACCCCGCGGGUGAGGAGGAGGAGGAGGAGAUUGUGGAGGAAGCUCGUGGUGCCACGGAAUCCAGCGUCUACCUUGGGAUGUUCCAGGGGCAGCUGUACCUCCAGUCUUCAGUGCGGAUCUCGGAGCAGUUCUCCACUCGGCCCAAAGCCCUGGACAGCCGCAACACUGGGGGAAUCAUCUCCCUCCCCACUGUCAAGUGGAAACCCUUGAUCCAUUCUCCAUCUCGGACCCCAGUCUUGGUUGGCUCAGAGGAGUUUGACAAGUGUCUGAACAACGACAAGUUUUCCCAUGAGGAGUACAGCAACGGGGCCCUGUCAGUGCUGCAGUACCCAUACGACAAUGGCUACUACUUCCCCUAUAAUGACCGGUACCGGGGUCGGCGGGACACAGCUGUCAGCCUGGUGCCAGGCCACGGGGGCCCAACCGAGUUGCGCAGGAAGGACCCAGUGCUGCUGCUGCCCUGGUGGAAGGAGAUCCUGGGCACCAUCGUCUUCUGCAUUGCCGCCACCACCUACAUUGUCCGCAAGUUCUUCCACCCACCAGCUGCCAGUGUGCGGCAGCGGAAAGAGUCGGAGACCCAGUGUCAGACGGACUGCAAGCUGGAGCUGGAGCCAGACGAACCCAAGGAGGUGAUGGUGACGGAGUGCCGGAGCACGGAAUACGUGUCCAGGUACCUGACUGAUUUCCAGCCAGUGCAGUGUCUAGGCCGGGGGGGCUUUGGCGUGGUAUUUGAGGCUCGCAACAAAGUGGACGACUGCAACUACGCCAUCAAGAGGAUACGACUGCCAAACAGCGAGCUGGCCCGCGAGAAGGUCAUGCGUGAGGUGAAGGCUCUGGCUAAGUUAGAGCACCCAGGCAUCAUCCGUUACUUCAACGCCUGGCAGGAGAGCCCCCCCGGGGACUGGCAAGAAGAGAUGGACCAGCGCUGGCUGAAGGAUACCAGCGCCACAGACUGGCCACUCAGCUCCCCAGACCCCAUGGAGCCGCUGUCUGUGAAGGUCCCGGUCUCCAAGCCCUCAGACACUUCUUCUGUGGAGGGUGGGCUGAGCCCGGCGGACACCUUCUCCUUCCACAGGGACGUGUCGUCCACUGAGGAGGCCCAGGCCCAUGACGCCUUGCCUGCCUGCACUGUCACCAUGGGCCCACUCAGCUUCUUUGCCAGUGGCGACAGCCAGGUGGAGCCUGAGUGCUCCGGCUCCCCCAGUUCCUUCGAGUUGUGUCCGCCGCACGGCUCCACUGACCGCACCACCUCCUCCUUCGACAUCGUGUUCGAGGAUUCUGGUUGUGACCACACCCCCGAGGACGUUUCUCGUGACCAGGGCUCCGCCCCCUCCCCUCAGCCGUUGAUCCGUCCCGACUUCCUGAGCCUGGAGCUGCCCACCCACCGGCCGCGGCCCCUGGCCUCUCCCAAGGUCUACUUGUACAUCCAGAUGCAACUGUGCCGCAAGGAGAACCUCAAGGACUGGAUGGCCGAGCGCUGCUUCCCAGAGCAGCGCCAACGCGGCCAGUGCCUGGACAUCUUCUUGCAGAUCGCCGAGGCCGUCAGCUUCCUGCAUGGAAAGGGCCUGAUGCACCGCGACCUCAAGCCCUCCAACAUCUUCUUCACGAUGGAUGACGUGGUGAAGGUGGGCGACUUCGGACUGGUGACAGCCAUGGACCAGGAGGAGGAGGAAGACGACGCUGGCAUGCCCCUGACAAUGCCAGGCUACGCUCGACACACUGGCCAAGUGGGCACCACACUGUACAUGAGCCCAGAGCAGCUGUCAGGGAACUCGUACUCCCACAAGGUGGAUGUCUACUCCCUGGGCCUCAUCCUGUUUGAGCUGCUGUGUCCUUUUCGGACCCACAUGGAGAGAGUUCAGACAUUGACUAAAGUGAGAGCAACGGAGUUUCCUGAUUAUUUCUCACAGAAUAACGCACAGGAGCUCGCCAUGGUCCGCAGCAUGCUCUCCUUGUGCCCCAGCGAGCGGCCUGAGGUGGCUGAGAUCACAGAGACUCCCCUCUUCCAGGAGCUGGAGGUGCCCUCCAGGCUUGCCCUCAGGCAGCGCUCUCGCACCUACAGCUCUUCGUCCACGGGGCGUCCCAACCGUCAGCCCAGCACCUGAGCUCCGGCCCACUCACUGUUGUGGCAAUGUUCUCCCGAUGUUCAGUUUCAUUCCCUGGGUCUGUGUUUGAGGGGGCUAGAACAUUUCAACUUUGUGCUUUUUUUUAAAAAUGUUUGCCCUCGAUUUACACUUCGGUGUACCUUGGGGCCUUCAGACCUGCCUGCCUCACACUGCCGCCCCCUCCUGGCGGACUGGUGCAACCUCUCUCGCCUCUCACCUCAGCGACGUUGACACUCGCCCUGCCUUCAGCUGUGUGAAAAGCCUAAAAGAUUUGCACUAAAGUGAGAUGAAGGAUGACUCCCCAUGAGGCGAGACCCCCCCCCCCCCCACACACACACACACACACACCCCACCUGCCAUCUCUGUAUAACUUUUUAUGUAGGAAACCACAGAGAGUUGGGACGGUUCUUUUUUCUACCUGUUUUUUCCCCACAAGCCUUGUAAAUAAAGGAUUUGUAGAAGGAGCUGCUUUUCUGUUGCCACCUCUCUAGCAGGACUGAGAGUAGCGCUUUGCUGCUGGGAUGUGAGGGCGGGACAGCUGGUCUUCCUGGGAACGCUUAUCGCCACGUGUCUGAACACGAGAGAAGCUGACGUACACACCUGCAUGGGGAUGUGGAAGUUGGACUGGAUGUACAGGGUUUGUUAUAUCUCAUGAAAACCGUUAGCCUGGCUUGGUAAACUUCAGUGCUUUGAACACCUCUGUUCAAGAGGUACUAUCAUUUUUUGUGUAUGUAAUAGCGAGAAAAAUGACAGAUUGUACAAUCAUGUCGAAAUUGACUAGAUUAAGUUACCAGGGCUAUUACCUUGUUGUUCCGACCUCCUUACCAACUGUGGGUUUUUUUCUGAAAAUGAGUAACCCGAAAGCAUGCCUGCAAUCAUGGAGGAACUGACAUCUACCAGACUGAAUUGAACCUUAGAGGCAUUAAGAACUAAUAAUUGUAAUGAAUUGUAAAUAGUACUUUUCCAGAGAUUCGUUAUGUCUUUUUUUUAAUAAUGUGUAAAUAUAAAAUUUGGACUGGGCUUUAAUGCUUUCCUUUGCGGAAAGGGGACGUGUGUCCUCCAGCCUGACCAUGUUG